Messenger RNA from Sphenostylis stenocarpa, 201 nucleotides. The record is from the annotation of a GenBank genome assembly. Lineage: Eukaryota; Viridiplantae; Streptophyta; Magnoliopsida; Fabales; Fabaceae.
AUGGCAGGGAUGAGAAGCAAAGGGGUUGAGUUGCUGAACUAUGUGUCUUCUUGUUUUACUAUUGGAGAUGAACAACCUGGAUUUGUUCAUGGAGACUUCUCCAGCAUAGAUAAGAGGGAGAGGGAUGCUUGGAAAAGUGAGGUUGUAUAUGGACUUGAACUUCCUAGGCACAGUGAGCAGCGUAACCCAAAAUCAAAAUAA